AUGUCUUCCCACGUACCUUUGCAGCCAUUCCGAUUUCUUGAUCUCCCUAGCGAACUCCGCAACAACAUCUACGACCUGCUGCUCUGUUCAUGGGACAGCGAGCUCGAGCAAGACCCAGAUUGGCUCAGCAACCUAAGCAGGCGGUGUCCAAGCUACUCUGCGACCGCCCUCGUACGCACCAACAAGCGAAUCCAAGCCGAGGCAUCAGACUACAUGAUCAAACGCAACCAGUUUAUACGCAUCACAUGUCGGGGUCUUGAUGUGCGCAAGCUGUUCCUCGCCGACGGGAUUCCAGUAAUCACAACCGAUGGUGGGAAAGUGAGCCAAUUCAAAGGCUACGUAAUGCACAUGACGCUGUCCAAGCCGGCAUCAACGCCCUUUGUAUUCGACUACCCCGACUUCGAAAUCUUGAUACUGCGCUCUGACUUGCCCAAACUAUGCGACCAGCUCGACUUGGAAACCGUCAUGGAAGAUGUAAAUUCAACAACAAAAGAACACAUCUCUCUGCGCGUCGAAAUCAAACUCAACUACUCCCUCGCCCACUUCCUCACCCCAAAACUCCAACACCACCUCCUAAACCCCGUUACCAGCCUCCGCGGCCUUCCAAACCUCCACAUCCUAGACCCAGUCGACCCCACCCUCUCCCAAACCCUCACCACCCAAGCCGCCCAACCCCGCUGGACGAACCCCACCACCACCCUCGAACAAAUCCACACCGCCAUCACCCUCGGCAACAACCACCACUUCAACCCCUACACCAGCGCAACAACCUGGUCCUCCGCCCUCCGCACCCUCAACCGAAUCCGCCACUCCACCUCCUGGCACCCCCUCUCCCAAUCCGGCGGCCUAGAUUUCAUAAACGAAACCGCAAACCUCUACUUCACCCUCCACCUCCUACACGCCCAAUUCCUCACCCUCGAUGUACCAUCAACCCCAACUAUCCCAACUACCCCUUCCCCCCCUCUCCUCACCCACAACGCCACAGCCGCACGCCACCACCUCGCCCUCUGCGACGCAGCUGCUGCCCGCUUCGCACAGCAUGCGGAUGCCACGUGGCGUCCGGCUCGGGAUCAGCGCGCGAAGAUGCUGUUUUUACAGGCGAGGUGGAUUCGUUUGAUGGGCGAGGUGCAGAGGUGUGACAAGGCGGUGCGGAUGCUGGAUUUGGCGCUGCGGUUGGCGCCGGGGGAGAGGGUGCUUGGGGAGGAGAGGGAGGUGGUGGGGAGGUGGGCUGGGGAGGUUGAGAGGGCGCGGCGGGGAGGGGGAAGAGGGGAGAGAGGGGAGAGAGGGGAGGAAUGGGUGGGGAGGAGGGUUUUGGCGGCGGUUUGGGGGGUUGUGGGGGGGUUGUGGGGGGUGAGGUGGAGGUGA
This is a messenger RNA of Plenodomus lingam JN3, 1365 nucleotides long. RefSeq lists its product as uncharacterized. The record is from RefSeq and is a predicted model, not a curated record. NCBI's taxonomy places the organism in Eukaryota, Fungi, Ascomycota, Dothideomycetes, Pleosporales, Leptosphaeriaceae.